This is a messenger RNA of Chiloscyllium plagiosum (whitespotted bambooshark), 6095 nucleotides long. The record is from RefSeq and is a predicted model, not a curated record. NCBI's taxonomy places the organism in Eukaryota, Metazoa, Chordata, Chondrichthyes, Orectolobiformes, Hemiscylliidae.
UCCAGGGCCCUAAUUCUGAGUGACCGUGAUUCCUUUCAGCAGCACCUUGAUCUUUGUAGUAUCCACAUCUUCCAAUCAGAAACUGGAAUGAGCUCAUAGUGAAGUGAUUUUUGGCUCCUGAUUGUUAACAGAGUCAGGCAACGCCCUGUACAAUACGUCGAUUAUAAGUUGAGUGUUGGGACUCUCCUGCCUGUGGAUCUGAUCGGAACUUCAAGCAACCAUUUCGACUUCAUCUCCAACCCAGCUCCAGCUCCUUCCUUCAGCACCAACCACACUUGCUAAAUGAGGAAAAGGGCAAAGUUCAUUGAGCAAUAAAACUCCCAUCAAUCCAACCACAGCCGAUUCCGACACGAGCUGACUGAACCAGGGUUCAUGUUGAAUGUUGCUGAAGAGCCCAGUGGAUGUUGGCCGCCAGUGUCCAAAUUUGGACCCCUAGCAGCGUGAUUGGUAUUGCUGUGUAAAAUGUGUGCCUAAGCGUCUACAGUAUAAACUCCUCCCUUCCCCCUUAACCUCCCCCCCCGUCCCCCACCACCACGCCGAGAAGGCUGGACCAAAGGAGUCAUGCUUUCAGCUCUUGUGGGUGGAGGGGUGAGCAGGGGUCAGCAACUCUCGACGCCCGAGGCUGCCUCCCUUCUGCUGGCCCAGGAGUUGUGUAUCGGACUGCGGAACCGGAGAGUGACCAGGAUGUCGGCCCAGAGUAGGCCCUCUCAUCAGCCACAGGCCUCUCACCAGGCCCACAGGCUCGGGCCCCGAGCCCGGCAGCUUCCCGCCUCCGCCUCCACCCCCCUCCUCCUCCUCCCGGACCGCAGGGCGACCAGGGCGUCCUCCCAGGGCAGGCCCCCUCACCACGUGCCAGAGCAGCACGUUCGUACGCAUACACUCAAGUCCAGCGGGCGGAUGGUCAGGAAGCUGAACUACCGCAAGGUGGCGAACCGGGGCCUCCUGCAGACAGACGCGGCUGCCACCAAGCGGAAUGCCAGGCCCAGGAGUAAGGAUCCAGCGACAGAAGGGCACCUGGAGGAGCACGAGGCCCAGGAAGUUGAAGCGGUGCAGAGGAGGAGAACAGGGGCUGUAGGCAAGAGCCAGUCCGUAGCUCGCCGGAGUAAGGCCCGCUCAGUUGUGAAGCCAGGCAGUGACCAGGCCAGCUGUGAAACACAUCCCAGGACUCGGCUUUCAUCCGCUACUGAUAUCGAGUUGAGAGUCAAGUUGCCUGAAGCCCAUAUCCCUUCUGGUGAAGAGGUGGCUGCUUUAGCAGUCAGUCCGAGCGGUGGAGAUGACGUGAGCAGUGGGGCCAGGCAUGAGAGAGCUCUAAUGGACCGGUGUGGGAGGCGGAUCCCUGCCCCUGCUGACGUACCCCCGUGUGUAACCAAGUGUCGUCAUCUCCUGUGUCAAACUGCGCAGCAGCCGCCCAGCGGUGAUGGGCCGGGGCGGGCGCCUGCCAAUCAAAGGGGCACUGAAAACGCAGCAACCAACGACGUGCAUCCCGAAAACACCAGCGCCGAAGGCCCGAGCCACCCCACCAGGCCAGUGAAGCACACUAAAGUUGAGAAGCUAGACAGAGGUGAGGGUACUGGUGACGCAUUUAGAGACAAUGCAGUAGUUACCCAUGCAGCGAGCAGCCAGACAUUUCCAGAGACUGUGUUGGUUCAGGGGACGCCUGUGGAAGGCUUUGUGAACAGCGAUGGGCCUGAUCAGAUUCCUGCCUCUGUGUCUGUUGAAGGCCUAGUGACGAUUGGGAUGAUUGUUGAGACCAGGCCUGGUGAGGCACCUUCACAUAACGGCACUGUCCUAUUGCCCGUGGGAAGCGAAAUCACCAGCAAUGUAUUGGUCUUUCAGGCCUUAGAAGGUGGAAUAACCAGUGAGCAUAUGACCUGCAUAAAUCUCAGAGCAGCUCAGCACCCUGAGGGACCUACAGCACACAGCGAGUUGACCGCAGCCAAGGUCAUGGCAUCAAAUGGAACCAUUCAGGGUUUGAUGCCUGGUGCACCAUCUGGGAAUACAGAAAUGGUGGAGACGCAAGCAGAAAGGGAGAUGACCCCAGACAGGCCUGGUAGAGAGGAACUGACCAGCAGACAACUCACUGUGAUUCAGCCAGCCACCGAAGGCCAAGCACAGGAAGAGGCAGGUGCGGGACUUGUGAUUUUUCAGUUUCCAAUUGAGCGCAGGGUGACUGACAGUCGCGCAGACGCAACAGCAGAUCCACCGAUGGCUGCAGACACUGGCAACUCAGCACCCUCGCGAGUUACAGCUACUAAAAGCUCUCUUCCCGAGAACGACGUCCCUGCAGAAACGAGUGCGGAGAUGUCCGCGGAACGUGGGUUCCCUGACGGAUUUUCUGUAGAAAAGGCGAUGGCCAGCAUUAUGCUCAGAAUGAACGAGCUGGUCGAUGUGCCGACAGACAUCACUGAGGAUUCGGGAGACGACGAGCUGACCACGGACGAUGAGCUGAGCUCUGACAGCGAGCUGACCACAGAGUAUGAGCUGACCUCUGAGGACGAGCUGCCCACAAGCAGCCAGGUGGUUGAUGAAACACUAAUGGAGACCGAGUUGGCUGACAUUCCAGCAGAUACCAGUGCGGCUGCUGUGGAGGUUUGUACAGCAGUGGAACUGGCCAAGGAAAUGGGUGUGGCACCUAGUACCCUACUUCCAGAGAAACCGCUGGUGAAUGAGCCAGCCGAGGAAGCUGAAACAGCUGGAGAUGUGACUUAUGAGCUUCACUUCGAUGGGGAGCUGGUCGACAUACCCACAGACAUAGUCAUUAUUGACCUAACUGGAGAGAAUGAGAAUGAAGGGAUAGCUUUUGAUUUUGGAUUAACCAAGGGAACUUUUGCAGAAAAUGGGUUAGUUGUGAUAUCAUCAGAUAACACCGGGCCAUCAAGAGCGGUGUUUUCCCAAGAUAGGCUCUCCGAGAACAAAUUAGUUAAGUUUUCUCAAGAGCCUUUGGCCUCCCUAAAGGAUGAGGGGGUCAGAGAUCUUUCUGCAGAGGGCCCAGUGACUGCUGGAGGGCUUGCAGAGAGUGCUUUGCUGAAGCCACCUCUGGGUACAGCUGAUGUGGAGACCUCUGCAGGAGAUGAAGUAACGACAGUAUUGAUCAAUGCUGGGUCAGACCCUGGGGUAACACUUGGAGGAGAUAUGAAGGGAAACCAGACGCCAAAUGAAACUUCCGUCCACAACUCCUUCCGAAACACUGAGCCACUGACGCCAAAAAGAGUUGCUGCCAUUGGCAAUAAUACAAUGAGUAGCAAGGUUAAUGAAUGCCAAAAUAUUGAGCUCCGUCACAGUGACUCAGGCUCUGUUCCACUGCCACUUGGACAGACCACGCAUGAUCCGUGCCGAGAGCAGGAGGUAAACUGCGUAGAAAAGAAAAGCAGUCAAUUAAUUACGGACGGUACAACCACUUUUGGAAAAUUUGGAACGGUACCAGUGUGUGAGGAAGCAGCCCCAUGCGCUGUAAAACUGAAAGCACUGAGAAACACGAGGAGGAGACCAGAUUUUGCCAGGUUAAAGGUGAGGGAAUCAAAUCGUGCUGUGCUCUUGUCAAAUUGUGCUCAGAAUGUCCCCACACUGGAAACGUCCUGGGAGGAUAGGACAUUGAAAUGUGUGGAUUGUGGCUGCAGCAAAUGUGAGAGUGUUUACAUGGGACACAAGCUCCAACAUAUGGAAGGGGUAAGACUAAAGAACCAGCCUGUUCUGCUGAUGGACGAUUUGGGGCAUGGUAAACAGUGCAGAACGCUCAUGCUCCUCGAACAGUUGUCUGCCAUCGCCAACGGUCUGGGUGUGUUUUCCGAGUGUGUGGAAAUGCAGCAGGAUUUCUCUGACGUUAUUGUAGCUCUGGGAAUGUGCAGUAGGUUUCAAUUCCAAAAAGGUAUUGACCGACCGUUUUGCUUGAGUUCUGAGCGAGUGCCCCACUUGGAUCCUUUCUGCCGCCUCUCGUCCCCAGGUUCGGAGCAGUCUGCCAGUGGGAAGCCUCUUGCUCAGUCCCACCGAAAGGACCCGCGCUGGCCUUUCCCACCGUCGAUGCAGUUCCGUUGUCCUGACUUCCCGAUUUCGCCUCCUGUUGAGCUGGCUUCCUUACUGUCGUGUUUAACCCGCGGCGGUGAGGCAGGCGAUCACUGCUGCGAAAGGACAGUCGCUCCACAACAUUCCCAGACGGCUUCCCAGUGCCACGCUGGCUUUGGCAAGACCCGUCGGACACCAGGUCUGCCGUUCACGACCGGGAGGUGCCCUUGCGCCCGUUCCAGGUUUGGGUUACACACUGUUCUAGCACUUUCGUCGCCGACCUGCUACAGACUCUGGACACGGCAGCGUCACUUCGGCAGAGCCCCUGACGCCCACCGGCCAUUCUUGACUCAGUUUGGAGAGAGUUUGGGAAAGCUUACUCUCCCAGUUGGUUCUGACAGACCGUUUUGGUGUCUGAACUGCGCCCUUGGCGGUGUGGUGUCGUGGUGGAGUCAGCACUGUCCGACACUGAGAUUCAGCACCAGCCCUUCCAAUAACUGUGGGAGGAGCACUCCCAGUUUCCAUCCGUCCAAUAUCAUCGCUGGAAAUGGAGCCAAUAUGAGUGAAGCCAAGUCCUUGCUAAUUCUGCAGACCAAUAAGAGAAUUGACCUGCAGCCCUUGAACUUUGCCUGCAUUAAAGAGCCGUACCCCACUUUACCAGACCCGCCUACCUCAACACCAGGAUGCACUGUUACUGACAGCACCUUCAGCUCCUCUGCACCCCUCGUCCCAAGCAUUACUUACGUCGAAACCCAACUUCACUCGGAAGAAAAAGAGGAACGUAUACCUUACGACAAGUCUGUCAGCAAAUCGAAGGGAUCUCUGAGGAAGGUCUCCCAGAUCCGAAUCCGGAAAGGUGUUCCCAAACAAGACACUAAUCUUACCCCCAUGGGGCUGCCCAAACCCAAGAGAUUGAAAAAGAAGGAAUUCAGCUUGGAGGAGAUUUACACUAACCAGAAUUAUAAGUCGCCAUCUGCACACAGCAAGUAUCUGGAGACUAUUUUUGAAGAGCCUGUUUUGAAGAAAGGCUCCUUCGUCUGCACCAGUCUCCAAAAACGCAAGCGCCUCUUAGAAUUCCAGGACUACACCCUCCCACGCAAGAGACGGGCGCACGCUGGAGUGAAGAUUCUGAGCCGGACACGGGGCAGAAAGGCCACCACACGUGACGGGGAGAUCGAUUCACUACUUGUUCAAAAACUGACCGAACUGGAGGCCUACCUGGACGAAGAGGACUAAAGCCACCGUAAAAUGUAGCCAUCUGUUCUCGCCUUGCGUUUGCCCCCCACAGUGUCCAGGUCUGUUUACACUACAUGCCGGGAGGUCGGCCGGUUACACUCUGUGUACUGCCUUGUUUUCUGGUCACUGGGGAAGAGAAUAGUGCCAGGCUCGAAAGCCACUGCAUGCGACAAUAGAAUGGGGGGGGGCGGUUGGAGGAGGUUCAGGUGAGGUGGGGUGUACGGGUCUUUUAAACGGCAACUCCCGCUGCGGGUGAGUGGCGCUGCAAAGCAGGGUCAUUCAUUGCACGGAGAGUGCGAUGCAGGGCUGAACCGAGGUGGGAAAGGACACCUCGUAUGCUCACUCACUCGCUUGCCGCCUCGCAAGCGAACAAAGCUGUUGCUGCUCCGACUUUGCACACAGUUUGAAUUUACUGUCACGAUGGGGAAAAGAGAGGCUCCAACGUAGUGCAGAGAGCGUCUCUUCAAGUGUUUACAAAGAUUGCAGAUCCUGCAGUGAAUCUUCAGAGGGCUGGGCUGGAUUCACUGCUCAGUGGAGCACUCCAUUCUUGAGUGUUUUCUGGUUGGGAUCAGUUUGGGUGGUUGCUGUGUUUGCUUAUAUAUAAUAUAGUGUACAUAUAUUAUAUAUGAAUAUAUCUCGAAGCAACUUGAGCCUAAAGUGCUAAAAGUAAAUAUUCCAAAGUAAAUAUUGAAACACAAAUGAUUUUUCUGUCUGUCUAUGUGUUGCCUAAUAAAUGAGUGAGUACAAGUUCCACUGACUCAUUGGGAAGGGGGGGCAAACGUCCUGCUUCCUCUUCCAGUGAAUAAGGUGUAAGCUUUGUUGUUGCCUGAGGAGGUACCUGUACACACCUUUUUGUCCAA